This is a messenger RNA of Nerophis lumbriciformis (worm pipefish), 3276 nucleotides long. The record is from RefSeq and is a predicted model, not a curated record. Lineage: Eukaryota; Metazoa; Chordata; Actinopteri; Syngnathiformes; Syngnathidae.
AUGGAAGAUGAGCUGGAGCUAUUCAUCAGGGAGCGCAAGGAAAGAGUGGCUCAAGAUAGAGCUAGUUUGGAUCUAGAGCCUCCUUACAUGGAAGUCUUGGCAAAACCUCACGGAAGCUAUGGGUCGCUGUUCAAGGAGAACAUUCCUCCCAAGUUAACUGCACAGAAAAAGGAGGAAAGCAACGACGUUGGGCUGCCGCUUGGCUUGGAGUACGAAAAGAAAAAAAAGAAACUCCAGCAUGAACUUCGUAUGGAUUAUAGACGCCACAUUGCACAGCAAAAUGGUGCCCUCAAACAGCGCCCCCCAUCGCGGAGGGAUGUAGCCACACUGACAGAAGCCAGUAAAGAGUAUCACAGAGCUCUUUCCUCUCCUGAGAGUGCCAGACACAACAUCAGAAGAGAGAUGCCUGAUGAUCAGGAGUCAGACGAGGAGAAGUACACUAGCAAGAGGCAAACAGAGGUCAGAUGUAGUAGACAAAGGGUGUUGGAGUCCUGUUAUGAAAAGCACCAUGGGAAGGAUGAUUGCAGGGAGGAUAGGGAGAUUCCUUCAGGUUUUGUCCUACAAGGCAGGCGAUCAAGAGCACUGAACAAAGCAGAUGAGGCAGAAUUUUCUACUGGCCUUUUAAUUGGAGUAAUUGAUACUGAAGAAGCCUUACAGAUGAGGAAAGAACGCUACAGAGAGCAGCUGCAGGAACAGAUAGCCGAGCAUUACAGAAAUAAAAAGAGGGAAAAAGAGUUGGAGCUAACAGUUGCUGCAACUGGGGCAAACGAUCCAGAGAAACAGCCAAACCGAAUCAGGCAAUUUGGCACGAGCAGAAGAAAAACAUCUCGCCUGUCAGGGCGUUCAAUGUUAGGACAGAGCGAAGAAUCCUCAUCCACAUCAUCAUCCAACUUGCCUAAUCAUGGGGUGACUGAUGUGGGAGGUAGGAGGGCGCCUCCACCAGAUCAGCCCUAUGUCGCAUUUUGGGCUUCUCCAGUGUACAGCUGUGGCACUGCGGAUCCAAAUAGAGGUAGGCUGUCUCCUGAUAGACAGCCUGUUAUGCUGCCCUUCCCUAGACCCAUGGAAACUUCCAGAACUCCCAUGAUUCCCCCUCAUCUCCCUCACAUAGUUAGUGAAGCAAACAAGAGUCCCUUUCGAGAGCCUUAUUACUACUAUGGCAACAGAACCAUGCUUGACCCACACCUUGCCUACUAUGGUCAUAUGCCUUACCAUGCAGUGGGACCUCACAUGUCUUACUUUAACAUGCCACUGGAAGGAGCUGUCCCCUAUCAUCUUAGUGAUGCCAGUCCCCAAAGUGGGAGCAGUUUCCCUGAGUCCUCACCACAGCCCAAUACUGACACUGUUACAACAAACCCCCAUACUGGGGUUAUCCCCCCAGAGAAGCCUCAAUCAAACAGGAGAAGGACUUUGAAUUAUGCAGAUGAACUAAAACAACAGAUCCUGGAGAAACAAGAGCGGAAGCGUGCGGAGAGGGAAGAGCAGGAGCGUUACGAGGCCAAGUUGGAGGCCGAAAUGAGGCGACUUCAGCCUUGGGGUCGGGGUGGAGGUGGAGCCCCACUCAAAGACCAUACAGGGAAUGUCAUUGCUGACCUCAAACAGAUGCACAAGUUGAAUGAAGUGGCCCUUAGUCAUCCGGAGCAGCAAGAGAGAGCCCUUGCUAUGAACGCAGCCUGUCGAGCUGGGGCUAAUGAAAGCAGUAUUACUGGCCACCCGAGACACCAGCCUAAUGAAGAAGCCCACAGUAACCCAGAACAGCAACAGAGUGCACCAUCUAUCAAUACAGCCUGUCCAGGUGAGCACCCUGUUCCCAACAACAGGCAUUCUGGCUUCAGCCAUGUUCAAACGCCGGAGAUUUCCAACCAGCCAACACGUCCACAAGCCACUGAGAAUGCGUACAGGGCUUACCUGGACCAGCAGAUUAAAGAGAAAAAACAAAAACAAGCUGAGGAGAAAGAACGGAACAGACUGCAGGAAGAAAAAGAUGCGAGGAUAUUGGAAGAGUAUCAUGCUACCAUGAAGAGGCGUUUUGAAGAAGAACAAGAGAAGAUGAAACAGAAAGAGAUGGAGAAAAAGGCCAAAGAAGAAGAACUACUGAACCUCGCAAAACAGAGAAAGAUGGAAGAGGAGAGAAAAAAGACAGAAGAAAGGGAGAAAGCACAGAAGAAAAAACAUGAACAAGAACAGCAGGCCCAGGUUAAGGUCCACCAGGAAGCACCUCCACGAUCUCCUCCUCUACAGAGGAACCACGUACCACACCAGGACACUCCGAAACCCCCCAUUGCAGAGAGCAGUCGCUCCCAAGACCCGCUGCCUGAGAGCUCUUUGUCUGGCCACCAUUCUCCCCCUGUUCCUGCUCGUAAGAAUCAACUAAGAGCUACAGGGAAUAAAACGGACGUAUACAGUGAACUGUCGGCAUUGCGUCGGCAGCUUCGCGCUGAGCAAAGGCGACUUGAGACUCAUCUGCAGCAGGGGGAUUGUGAUGAUACGGACUACCUAAUGACUGGAAGAAAAUCACACCAACAACUGGAUGUUUUUGAGAUGGCGAGGUUGAAGCUUCAGGCUCCGGUUCGAAAGCCUCGCUCCAGAAACAUGGAACCAAGUAGCCUGUUGCGAAUUCAUGACUCCCUUCAGCUUGAUAAAACAGAUGGUGGAUCCAGACUCUGCUCCAGUCAGGUGGAGCGAUUGGAGAGAGUGGGUGUGGCCAACAGGAGGGGGCGGGUCGACAAUGAUCUACUUCAGAAAAUCAGUAGCCAGAGGUCCACAUGCACCAAUGGUCAGAGAAUAUUCAUUUUUGGCCACCAAUCCGACAUUGGGAGUGUGAUAGGUCUACAAGCAAGAGGUUCGCUUUUGGAGUCGGAUAGCGCUUUUCUUGCCCCUUUGGGAGAUGAUUUUCCUGUGCCAAGCUCACCAGAGGCUGAGGAGACAUCCCAACUUUCAGCCAGGGAAAGGAGGAGGUUGACCAAACAGUCCCAGAAUUCCCCGGAACGAGAAAAUGAUGUCCAUCCAGGUAGCAGUAACCGAGGAGAGGCAGAGUCAAGCAGUGAAGGAAACAGCCAGGAAAAGAUGUCCCCCGAAAGUCGCGGCAACACAGCAGGAACAGUGGAUUUGUAUGGUGAUGAUGAUGAUGAUUUUUUACCUCCCCAAAUUUCUCGCCUCACUCACAAUCGUCAAAGUUCAAUGGAAUCCUCCUCAACGGAUCUCUGGAUGCGACCUGGUACUUCAGAAACUCUCAAAUGUUUAGAGGAAUCUGUGAAAAGGGACCCAUUGACAACAUAG